Molecule: messenger RNA, 4386 nt
Organism: Candidula unifasciata
Lineage: Eukaryota; Metazoa; Mollusca; Gastropoda; Stylommatophora; Geomitridae
Source: the annotation of a GenBank genome assembly
AUGGAUCCGGAGACGCAGAAACUGAUUGAGAAAACCAGGCAAAGACGUGAGAUAUUAAACCAGAGAAUUGCUGGCAUGCCGGAGGCUGCUCCACGGAAACGUCGCACUCCAGUACAUGAACAAGAGCCAGAAAAUGUCCUUACUGAAAAGCAGAUCAACAAAGAUGAUUCUCCGAAACGUCAGUGUGUGAGAGAAGGCGAGCAGGAGAAGAAACAAGAUACACCAGCCAUACGUGGGGUUCAGUCUCGGAUUCGGGAUCUACCUAAUUCUCUAACCAGGGAAAAUGAGGAAAAUAUGGAAGGGAGCCCAACCCCCAAGCCCAGGAAAAGCAUCUCGUCACCACCACUGGAGAGGAGAGCUCCUACUUCAUUGUCAAAGUCUCCUGCUAGAGAUGGGGUGGCUCCCGCUGGUGUGUCAUCCUCCAGGAAGGGCAGGUUUGCAGCCCUGGCUAGUCAGAUCAACAACUGGGAAGAUGAUUUAACCCACCAUGUUAUUCCGAAGGAGGAGGAAAAGAAGCCAAAGUGGCAGCCUCCAGCAAAAGUUGAUGUUGCACCUGCCCAGCUGAAGUCAACACCCUCAGGCAAGGGUCCAGCUCCGCCUCCUCCACCUGCAGAAAACACAGCUUCAUCUGUGACGGCUGAAAGAUACUCCCCGAAGAAAGCAGCGCCUGCUGCAGCGGAACUGUACUCUCCAAAGAAAAUGGUAUCUGCCACAUCAGAACUGUACUCUCCAAAGAAGACGGCACCGGCCACAGCUGAGAUUUACUCUCCGAAGAAAACUCAAGACCCACAUUCACAAAUUUCUGCAAGUCCCGCUGGCAGCCUGACGAGAAACUCACCGUUGAGAACAUCAAAGGUGGAAUGGAAUCGUUCGCCAAAACCAUUUUCUCCAAGUUAUGCAGAAGGAGCCUCGUCUCCUUCGAAAUCAGCUACAGACCUGACCAAAUUCAACUUCCCUAAACAUGAAGCAUCUCCAGUGAAGGCUUCAUCAGAUACAGUUGUUUCUUCAUCAACCACAAGGUCGGACAAAUACAAGACUAAUCAUAAAGCAUCAGUUGCCAGAACAGAAGAAUCGGGCUCUAGGGACUUUCCUGAGGUGGCUUCUUCAAACGAUCAGCUGAACGUGACCUUGGAUGAACCUACCCUCAGACCAGUUUCACAGAGACUGGCUUCUUGGGCCAAAAAGGUUGAUGCCUCCAAACCACCUCCAGUUGAACCUUCCAGACAGCCUUUGUCUGCCAAGUUAGCAUCGUUUGAGAAGAAGAUUGUACAGAACACACCCAAGACCAGCCAGACACGCUCACCCUUUGUGUCAAAGACCCCUAAAAAGGCAGUUACGCCAGCACUGUCAACCCCAACUGCUUCGUCAUCAACCAGUUCUCGGCAGAAAAGUUGUGACCCCACAGAGCUGCCAGUCUCCCAGCGCAUGUCCCAGAUGCAGGAGAAGCUCAGCAACACGCCACAGCUGCGCCGCCAGCAGGAGGAGCCCACUGCCUUCACCGUGGGGGCCCGAAUGUCUGCCUGGGAAAAUAUGACCUCCUCCAACCUUGUCAGUGAUAUUAAGAAGCUCAACCCAGUGGAAGGGUCUCCCAUGGUCAGCAAAGCGAGACCAGUGUCGGAGUUUACUCCAAAAUGUGCGUCGCUGACCAGUGGACCACCUCAGAACCCACCACCGCCUCCAGCCAUGGGUAAAUCUCUGACCUCAAAGAAAAGCUUCAGAGAGUGUAUUGAAGAGAAGGCUUCACAAGUUCUGGCCAGGAAGGAGUCACCCACCGAGUCUGUGCCAGCUAGAGUUACCACACCUGCUAAAGUUGAUUCACCAGUUAAGACUGCUGGCGGAUCACCAAGUAAAAUUUGCCAUUCCCCCAGCAAGGUGAGCGCAGGAACCAAGACUGUUCAACAACGGUUAGUUGGCCGUGUACAAGACAGCAAUACCACGUGCAGUUCUCUGGCAGCACAGAGUAGGGCUGCACGUCUGGCAGAACUGGAGGAGAUUCAGAAUCGGUGGAAAAAUGGAGUUCUUAAGGAUGACAGUUCAUCAUCUGAUGAAUCAGGGGGUCACUCUGAACCCCCAGGGGAAAGAGCUCGGGGUAGAAGUCCUCAGAGAGUUAAUGUGGAAGCCUCGGCUCCAGCCAGCAGCAAGAGGGAGGAAUCUCGGAAUAGAGCUAGAUCUGAAUUCAACCAGAAACUGGCUGAGAUUGGAUUUGGUGGAAGUGAAGCAGCAUCCCCAGUACCACCACCACCUCCUCUUCCCCAGGCUAGUUCUUCUGCAGCGAAAUCAGCAACCAGCACAGCUGGCGGCAGUCAGACCUCCAGCAUCUACAACCUCAUCAAGAAAAGGGAGGAUGCUGAACCACAGAGUACAGACAAAAAGGUGCAGUUUGAGGACAGUUUUGACGAUACAGAUGAUGACUGCCUGCGCACAGUCCCGCAGUCUGCAGUUCGACGACAAGCUCAACAACUGUCUGAUGAGGACCAGGUGUUCAAAAAGCCCCAGGUGCCAAAGUUGAGGUUGGAGAGUGAGUCGGAUGCUCUCAGUAGCUCUGAUGUUGGAGAGGAAGAGUUUGUUCCUAGUGAGAAGCAGCAAAUGGAUAUCGACGACGAUGAUAUCAGUCUCAAGGGUUUUGUGUCUGAAGCAGUCCGCAGAGAAAGCAUCCUGCCAUCGCCCAAACUGCAGAGUUCAAGUCAGUCCAGCUUGGAUAGCUACGAUGAUGAUCGGAUGACCAUGGACAGCGAAGAGAGUGCAGCGUCUUCCUCGAAACAUGGCGGCUAUGUUGCUGAUGACAGCAAUAAUGAACUUGAAGACCGACAGGCAGUGGAUGAUCUGCUGGAUGAAGCUUUCGAUGACACCUCAGACGAUCUGGACCCUGACAUGGACCCCAGAAAAGUGGUUCUCCGAAAGAAGCCGCAGCAGGAACACUAUUACGACCCAGACAUGGACGUCAACAAUGUGGUGAUGAGAAAGAAGUCUAGCGCUAUACCCAAGCCUGCCCAGAGGCACAAUGGUUGCAGCAGGGACUCCAGUGAUGAUGAUGGCAGCGACAGACCGUACAGCUUGGAGUCCUACAGGAAGAGCGCACUUGUGCAUCACAUCAUGGAGCCAGUGGUACGUAAGAGCCGAUACACUGCAUCAUAUGACCAUGAUGAGGAAGAUGUGGUCAUGCCAACCAUUCAGCAGCCCCAGAGAGAUGACAAACGGUCUGUGCUGGACAGAAUCAGGGAGCUUCAAGAGCUGGUGCAGCAAGAGCAGAGUGUGAUCAUGCAGACCAGCAACGCCCUCAACAAGUGCUGUGUUGGCAACUCUUACUUUGCAGGCUCGGCCGAACAAGUGGAGUGCAACAGGGUUUUGCUGUUAGCUUGCCAGAAACGCCAGUGCUACAUGACGGAGAUCCAGCGACUGAAGGACACUGGAGUGUUGUCACACGAAGGGCCCGGCCCCCAGGGUUCUCUAACCAUUAGUGAUAUCAGGCUACCCUUGAAGAAGGAGUUUGUCACCAAGAUUGGAACCUCACAAGACAACAUCACACACUACUUUAUCUUGCUGAUCCGCAACGGGCCCCAGCUCAUCUGUACACAGAUGCUCUCUACUCACGACCCCAUGAUGAGGGGCAGCCUGGACUUCCCCAACCUGAUCAAAAUUAAUGGGAUCACUGCCAACUUUAAACUCACCAUGGACAUCUAUAGCAUGAGUGUGUCCAGAGAGAUGAGCUCCAAGGACAAGAAAAAGAAGACACCCAAGAAAUCAAAGGGUUACGCCAUGGCUUUGGAGAGCCCUGGAGGUCCUACAGCCGUCAGAACCACCAGCUUUAGUCAGGUCACAUCCCUGGUGCUGACUAUGAAAUGUCUGGAUAAGAACUCUUUCCACCUGGACAGGCUGCCUCAUUUGUCGCCCCUAUAUGGCCAGAUUUUCAUGCGACUCAAGUGUUUGAUGGAGACAAAUGUGGAGGAGCGAGGCUUUUUGACAAUGUUUGAAGACGUCAGUGGGUUUGGUGCCUGGCAUCGUCGCUGGUGUGUCCUUGCUGGCAACAAGAUCUGUGUGUGGAAAUAUCCAGAUGAUGAAACCAGGAAGGAUCCAAUGACACUGAUUGACCUGAAGCGAUGCAUCACAGAGAAGGUUGGCCUCAUCCCCAGAGACAUUUGUGCCCGCCCCAACACUUUUGAGCUGACCACAGUCAGGCAGCCCUUGAAGGGAGAGCACGACACCUUAGUCUCUCGGACAUACAACUCCACAACAUCUGUCAGACACCAGAUGUCGGCAGACUCCAAAGAAGAACGCAUCGUCUGGUGUAACAAGAUCAACCGCACACUGGCCAACCUGAGGACCUGGAAUGCUGAUGCCCUGAAACCACAGAAAAGCUGCACAACCACAGCCGCCUCCUAUCACUGA